This is a messenger RNA of Cataglyphis hispanica, 1022 nucleotides long. It is a transcript of the gene B9d2, whose product is annotated as B9 domain-containing protein 2. The transcript is spliced from 3 exons. Gene Ontology annotation, biological process: cilium assembly. NCBI's taxonomy places the organism in Eukaryota, Metazoa, Arthropoda, Insecta, Hymenoptera, Formicidae. Bases 520 to 909 code for a protein of 129 amino acids. Gene Ontology annotation, cellular component: MKS complex. The record is from RefSeq and is a predicted model, not a curated record.
UGUCUGUCACUAACUUGUUGCCAUGACGACGCGUCUGUCAACAUUGAAAUGCAUAUUGGUCGUGAAAUAUAGAAAGUCGAGCUUUUUGUUUAUAAAAAUCUUAUUUUAAUUCUAGAAUUUUAAUUGAAAAGAUUUAUAUCCAAUAUAACGCGUAAAAUACAAUAUAAAUAUAUAUAUUAACACAUAUAUUACAAAAAAAUAUCUUACAAUUAAUUCAUCUUUUAACUUGUCUUUCUACAUUAAUUUAAUAUCAACUGAAAAAAAAAGAAAUACAGCUUCGCCUCAAUCUUAAAGAUAGUCAAAAAUAAGAAUCAAUAAAAUUUUUAGAUAAAAAUUAAAAAUUUUAUUUUUAAAUACUAUUUUAAAAGCUUUAGAUUUUCUUCACAAAACAGAAGUUAUUUCCUGAAUGAAAUGUUGCAUAUUUGUUGUUCUUUCAUCAAAAUCUUAAUGAAUAGAUGUAUUAUAAAUAAUUAGCAUAUUUUGUAUAUUUGAUAAGUCAUAGCAGUAUGAUUUUAUGGUAUGGCCGAAUUGCAUAUAAUUGGGCAUAUUUCAUCCGCAAAGAAUUUUAAACAAUCGCAUUUACUCUGCAAAUGGAAUUUUUAUGUCGGUAAUGGUUGGAAAAUUGUAUCAGGACAAGAAGAAGGACAAACACAAGAAAGUUGCGAUAUUUACACUAAUAAUCCAAUCUGGGACCAUCCUAUAGAUUUGCAUUACACAACUCAGACUUUACAAAAUUCUCCGAAAUUAUUAUUGCAAGUGUUUUGUAGAGAUAAUUAUGGAAGGAUAUUAUUUCUUUCAUAUGGAGUACACAAUAUUCCAUUAUCUCCUGGUUCGCACAUAUUAGAAUGUCAUACAUGGAAACCUAUUGGUAUGCACAAUUUUAAGUACUUGGAAAGACAGACUCUAUGACAAAUUCUUGGGACGAAGUUUACAAUUGAAGUCACCAAGUGUUUUGAUCAACACAUUAGAUAGAUUUGAAAUAUUUACGCAAAGUGUGGGAACAGUAAUCAUUGAUUUGCAUA